Molecule: messenger RNA, 732 nt
Organism: Epithele typhae
Lineage: Eukaryota; Fungi; Basidiomycota; Agaricomycetes; Polyporales; Epitheliaceae
Product: cytochrome P450
Exons: 6
Coding region: 1-732 (243 amino acids)
Molecular function (GO): heme binding; iron ion binding; oxidoreductase activity, acting on paired donors, with incorporation or reduction of molecular oxygen
Source: RefSeq, a predicted model, not a curated record
AUGGACGGAGAGAAGAACGGGUCGGUUGAUUUGGGGGAAGAAGAGGACAUCAUUCAGAAUAUCGGAGCAGUGGCGUUUGAAGGAGGAGCGGACACGAGCUUCUCCACGAUCCUCGGCAUUCUCACCGCGCUCGCCCUCAACCCGGGGGUCGUUGCCAAAGCACACGCUGAACUCGAUGCGGUAGUCGGUGCUUCUCGGUUCCCCGAUUUCUCGGACCGGGUGGCUCUCGUGUACGUAUCCGCGAUAGUCCUCGAAGGUUUGCGAUGGCACAAUGUUGCGCCUCUUGGCGCACCGCACUACACGAUGACAGACGAUGAGCUGGACGGAUUGUUCAUCCCCGCCGGGACAAUCGUCAUAGCAAACACUUGGGCUUGUCUGCACGAUCCUGAGGCGUACCCCGACCCGGAACAAUUCCGACCGGAGCGAUUUAUUAGCGACGGACAGCUGGACAAGAGCGUACGUGACCCCACGGCGUUUGCGUUCGGCUACGGGAGAAGGAUCUGUCCUGGGCGGCACUUCGCGGUCGACUCGAUAUUCAUCAACAUAGCAUCCAUUCUGCACGUCUUCGACGUCACUCCCCCGGUUGACGAUAAUGGAAGGCCGGUCAACGUUGUGUAUGAGGCAACGGAGGGGAUCAUAUCCUAUCCUGUAGACAGCCGAUGCACCAUCAAGCCCAGAUCUGCCCAGGCCGAACGUCUCAUACGAUCACAGAACACGAAGGCGGAAGUAUGA